Messenger RNA from Thalassophryne amazonica, 1025 nucleotides. RefSeq names its product canopy FGF signaling regulator 1 (gene cnpy1). The transcript has 7 exons. Bases 122 to 682 code for a protein of 186 amino acids. Gene Ontology annotation, cellular component: endoplasmic reticulum. NCBI's taxonomy places the organism in Eukaryota, Metazoa, Chordata, Actinopteri, Batrachoidiformes, Batrachoididae. The record is from RefSeq and is a predicted model, not a curated record.
UUUCUUUUUAUUUGAUUUCUUCGUGACACAGGUGUAGGAGUUGAGGAUGUAGAGGAGAAAUACUUCUGACGGUCUGUCCGUGAGGACCUUCCACUGUCUGCUACCUGUCCAGGUUAUCAACAUGGCCUUAUGGGUUCUUCAGAUAAGUGUGAUGGUGCUACCCAUCCUUCUUGGCAGCUGCCAAGGGAAAAGGGACACGCUGCUGUACUGUUCCGCAUGCAAGGCUGUUGUGGAUGAACUGAACUAUGCAGUCAGUCAGGUGGAUCCAAAGAAAACCAUCAACAUCGGCAGCUUUAGACUCGACCCUGAUGGAACCAUGAAAGACAAAAAGGUUCCUCUCGCCCGCUCGGAGACUCACCUCAGUGAGCUCCUGGAGGGGGUGUGUGAUCACAUGAGUGACUAUGCCCUCCAUGUUAACCCAGACACCCAGCAGAAAAGCUACAGGAGGUUUGCUCCCAGGAGCAGUGAGGUCACUGGAGACUUUCCCAAUUUUAAAGACUUCCAGUUUGAUGGACCUGAAGCAUCCAAUGCCCUUAAAUUUGCUUGUGAGACCAUCGUGGAGGAGCUGGAGGACGAGAUCAUCUCCGUUUUCAGCAGGGAUACACCACCUUCCGUGGACCACUUAUGUGCCACAGUGUCAGAUUACUGUAAAGACUCCGCCCACCAGAAUGAGGAGCUGUAAUUUUUGGUAAAACCACGUGGGAUGGGAUCUUCUGGUGAAGCGCUAAUGCUAAUCGAACAAAUGUUGAACAUAGGAUGAGCCACAGUUACUAUGACGACCUGGACAGAGAUGUCAGAGACCAGAGCUCGACUACAUUAGAGGCUGCUGGACGGGACUCGUGGCCGAUUCUGAAAACUAGCACAAACAUGCCAAACUGAAUAUACACCUCAGCUGAAAACAUACAUACAUACUCACUUUCCUCUGACUGCACAUUUUCUGUUUUGUCAGACAGCUGAAUUUAUUUCAAUCAAUCAAUCAAUUUUUUUCUAUGCAAAGUUAUAUAAACAUAGUGUGUACAAUAUCA